Molecule: messenger RNA, 891 nt
Organism: Vitis vinifera (wine grape)
Lineage: Eukaryota; Viridiplantae; Streptophyta; Magnoliopsida; Vitales; Vitaceae
Exons: 2
Coding region: 80-658 (192 amino acids)
Biological process (GO): protein stabilization; protein folding; protein import into mitochondrial matrix
Cellular component (GO): mitochondrion
Molecular function (GO): zinc ion binding; protein-folding chaperone binding
Source: RefSeq, a predicted model, not a curated record
GAUAUAAGGAGGGGCAUAUAUGAAAAACCGCUGUUAUUUUUCGGAAAUUUUGGAGAGAGGGAGCAUCAGUUGCUGAUUCAUGGCGGCUAGGUUGUUGCAGAGGAUAGGCCGCUCUUUCUUGGGCCCCAAGCACCCUCAAACUCCUAUCAUCAAAGAACCCUCUUGGCAAUUUCUUCCUUCUGCAAGUGCAGCCUUCACCAGGGAUCAAUUUUACAGAAGAGGACUUGGGACGCAGGUUGAACCAACCAACUAUGCUAAUGAAGAUGAGGAAAAAUGUGAAGCUGGCAGUUUGAACCUCAAUUCUGAUUCAGCUGAUGAUGUUUCUCAAGUGAAGAGCGAUGACAAUUCUGCUGUGAAGUACACUGCGAUGUCGAACUUGAAGACAUCCUCAAGGCAUGAUCUUGCCAUGAUCUUUACUUGCAAGGUCUGUGAAACAAGAUCUGUGAAAACAGCUUGUCGUGAAUCAUAUGAGAGAGGUGUGGUGGUGGUGCGAUGCGAUGGCUGUAGUAAUCUGCACCUGAUUGCAGACCGACUUGGGUGGUUCGGAGAACCUGGGAGCAUUGAGGACUUUCUGGAUGCCCGUGGGGAGGAAGUGAAAAAAGGUUCUGCAGAUACCUUGAAUCUAACUCUAGAAGAUUUAGCUGGAAUGAAACCUUGAAGUUACAGUGUAAAACUUGGAUGACAUUCUCUUUUGUUGUUGAAGUUGGAAGGAGGCUUCGAGUUUCGAGUGGUACAUAGAUAUACAAGUGAAAUUACAAAAUUUCCCAUGCAUUGUAUUUGCUAUUUGCAACCUUGUAAUGAUCCAAAAAUUUGAUGAUAUGUACUCUUGGAUUCAAAGAAGUUUAUUUGGACAGCAAGGUUGUGAUAUAGAAGCCGAUGCACUUGGAAUAA